Messenger RNA from Porites evermanni, 950 nucleotides. The record is from the annotation of a GenBank genome assembly. Lineage: Eukaryota; Metazoa; Cnidaria; Anthozoa; Scleractinia; Poritidae.
GUGUUUUGUCUUACAGGGGCCGAUGUAAAAAUUCCAUUUCAAAGAAGAACUGCUCAGCAAGGCCGAACCAUUAAAAUCAGAUGUGAGGUAACCGGGGAGGACUUUCUUCGCUGGGAAACGCCUUCAAGAGAAGCAAGUUUGGGUGUUCCCCAGUUACAGGCGGAAAAUAUUACAGCGGAGAGCACUGGAAGAGUGAGACUUGAACGCAUUGAGAACUACUAUUUGUAUUUGUUACGUAUAGAAGACGUGAGAGUCAGUGAUGGGGGAAAUUAUACAUGUAUAGGAUCAAAACAAUCGAGCAGUUUUACCCUUGAAGUUGAUUGUAAGUAACUAUAUAAUAUAUCUGUUUUGUAACUAAUUAAAAACAGUCAAAAAUUCUUACCACGUCUGUGAACAGACAUCAGCACUAAGAUCUUGGUAGUGACCUGUUAUAGUGCAUGCAUCCAAGGGUGGGCAGUGCAAAAGUCACUUAUGUUUAAUACAGGCUUUUUCUUUAAUCAGUUAAUCACCAAUAGCACAGGCUAAGGUUGGCCAAUGCUCUCAUUAACGACUCGUUUCUUGUAAAACACCUGAAUCUGCACCUUAGUUAGCAAUCAACAGAUUUGAAAAUAUGUUUACUUUAGUAAUAGCUAUCCCCAAAUCACAUUGCAGUUGUUAGCCAUAGAGUCACGACACCACAACUACUCAAAAAUGGUGAAAACGGAACAAUCGAACUGGCCAUAUCUGCCUUCCCCCCGCUACACUAUGAAUGGCGCAAAGACGGGAAGCUCCUAAAAUUACCUACAGAAAGAAUAAUGAUUGACCCGCACAGUGGCACACUUCAUAUUUUUGGCGUGGAAGGAGGAGACCAGGGAAACUACACGUGUAGAGUUGUAUGGAAAUCGAACAGACCACAUGAGGAAACGGAAGACACCGUUACAGUAGAGAUUGUUGUUAUGGGUGAGUUUUAA